AUGGCGCCUAUCCCAGAAACGCUCUAUACGCUCCUCUGGACCCGGAAGGCGACGACCUUGGAUGCCACUCUCACCGAGAAGAUGGCCGUCCUGGUGGUGUUUUCCCAUGUGCUGGCCUUGUACACGCUGGUCUGUUGGCUGGGUGCCCGAAAGACGAUAGUGCGUUCAUUUUGGCUUACGGUCUCCUUCAUACAAGCAGAUGGCAUCGAUCCCCGGAAGCCCCGACACGUCCUCGAGAGGCAGUUUGCCAAACUCCCGCAACUUGAAGAAGCAGCCUCGGCUCGCAGACCUGAUGUGGUAUCGUCUCCUGACCUGCAGGUCUGA
Messenger RNA from Penicillium macrosclerotiorum, 324 nucleotides. RefSeq lists its product as uncharacterized. NCBI's taxonomy places the organism in Eukaryota, Fungi, Ascomycota, Eurotiomycetes, Eurotiales, Aspergillaceae. Bases 1 to 324 code for a protein of 107 amino acids. The record is from RefSeq and is a predicted model, not a curated record. The transcript has 2 exons.